Messenger RNA from Apus apus (common swift), 6472 nucleotides. RefSeq names its product transmembrane protein 106B (gene TMEM106B). NCBI's taxonomy places the organism in Eukaryota, Metazoa, Chordata, Aves, Apodiformes, Apodidae. The transcript is spliced from 8 exons. Gene Ontology annotation, cellular component: lysosomal membrane. Bases 122 to 949 code for a protein of 275 amino acids. The record is from RefSeq and is a predicted model, not a curated record. Gene Ontology annotation, biological process: dendrite morphogenesis; lysosomal transport; lysosome localization.
GCCCCGGAACCGGGGUUUAUCGCCGAGAAAGCUGCGUCGUACCUGGAGCCUCCGGUCCUGACGCCCCCCGCAGCCCGCCCUCCCCCGGCCCGGCCCGGCCCGCGGAGCCCGCGCCGCAGACAUGGGAAAAUCACUUUCUCACCUGCCCAUGCAUACGUGCAAGGAAGAUGGCUAUGAUGGAGGCACGGUGUCUGAUAAUAUGAGGAACGGUUUAAUUCACUCGGAAUCGCACAAUGAAGACAGCAGAUGUGGAGAUGUAUCGCAGUUUCCCUAUGUGGAAUUUACAGGAAGAGACAGUGUCACCUGCCCAACUUGCCAGGGAACAGGAAGAAUUCCACGAGGGCAGGAAAAUCAGCUGGUAGCCUUAAUUCCAUACAGUGAUCAGAGACUCAGGCCAAGAAGAACAAAGCUCUACGUGACUGCUUCUGUAACUGUAUGUUUACUCCUUUCUGGGCUGGCUGUAUUCUUCUUGUUCCCUCGCUCAAUCGACGUUGAGUACAUCGGUGUGAAGUCAGUAUAUGUCAAUUACGAACAGGGUAGACGUAUAAUAUACCUAAAUAUUACGAACACACUAAAUAUAACAAACAACAACUAUUAUUCUGUUGAAGUGGCAAAUAUCACAGCCCAAGUUCAGUUUUCAAAAACAGUUAUUGGCAAAGCACGGCUAAACAACAUCACCAACAUUAGUCCUCUGGAUAUGAAACAGAUUGACUAUAUGGUGCCUACAGUCAUACAAGAUGAAAUGAGCUACAUGUUUGACUUCUGUACUUUAGCAUCUAUCAAAGUGCAUAACAUAGUAGUGAUGAUGCAAGUGACAGUGACAACCUCUUACUUUGGCCACUCUGAGCAAAUAUCCCAGGAGAGAUACCAGUAUGUGGACUGUGGAGGAAACACAACCUACCAGCUGGGCCAGUCAGAAUAUUUAAAUGUGCUUCAGCCUCCACAGUAAAAGGAGCUGUUGGUUAGUGUGCGUGACUGCUAGUGAUGCUUGCAAAGACCUUUUGAGUAGGACUGGUAGGACAUGAAGGGGAGAGUAUGUGCAUGAGAAGCACAGUGAACAUGGUGACCUGUUCGCUUGAGAUGCAAGGAGGGAAAAGGUGCAAAAUGUAUAUAGAUGCACUUGUUAAAUGUUGUGUUUUCCCCUUCUGUUUGCUUUCUGUUACUGUAAGCACUUCUAUCAAGUUGUGUGGUGGGAGGGAGAGGGGGAAUAUCAGAUUCUUGAACUGAAUUGGGACCUUUCCUUGCAGUGUGGUACAUCAGCUUAGAGUAACUGUGUUUAUCUGUGUUUAGGUGAAAUGUCACUAAUGAGCAUUUUAGAAAAAAAUAAUGCACAUAAAAUUUAAGUUUAUAUUUCAGUUCUUGAUAUUUUACUAUUGAAACUGACAGUAUUACUGCUCAAGUAGCAAGAUUACUCUGAAGUAUCUGGGUGUGAAACUUCUACUAGUAACCCAGUGGCAAUAGUUCUUCAUUUUGGGAUUCUACUUUUCGUUUGCUAUACGUGAUUAGAGGUGACUUGCAGUCUGUGAAAGCCAGGAAAGCUCCCUUGGAUGACACUAUACUUGAAUGUGCAACUCUUAGAACCUGGCAUCUUUUCAUAUUCCCUGCUGCCUCUGGGAUGUUAUAAGGAGAAUGCAUGUUGUUAGAUUUAAAGUUGGAUUUAAAAACAAACCAAAAAACACCCUCCAGAAUCAUUACUGACAAAGAAAACAUUCAAGACUAGAAAAUGAAUGGGUAAAGACUUUGACAGCAUCUUCCUAUUUUGUUUUUAGUAAACUUUUGAGUACAGCUAUUAAAUCAAGAUUGUACAGUUGGGACUAGAUGGGAGGGCAUGGGUUUCAGCAGCUUGAUAGAAAUUUUCAUCACUUUUACUGUUUUAACAUACUGUAUAUCUAAGCUACUUGUGUUAAUGUGUUGAGGUGUGUAUAUUUAGUGCACAGGCUCAUUAAGCAGUGCAGUAGUUACAUGAAUCUGCAGAGCACUCACAGUUCACAUCAAGGUUAGGUAAGGCAGAAUAAAACAAUUCUUUUGUAAGAUGUAAUGAUGAGACUGACUUAUAACAACGCUAUAGAUUAAUUUAAUUACGAUAGUUUGCACAGUGAGAAAACUUGGGGUCAUCAUCAAACAUGGUGUUUGUAAAUUGUGGGUCCAAAGUUGCUUGACUUCUAAAGGCUGACUGUUCUAAGAGUUCAGUACAAAACUUUUUAAUAACCUGAUCAGGAUUCUUUUAUUUCUGAAUUAGAUAAGAUGCUGCUAUAAGAAGGUACCAUUGAGACUGCUGCAUUGUAAUGAAUAAUGUGUUUUAAAAUAGAUAUUGCGGAUUUUAUGCUGCCCACCUCCUGGAAAUAAGCUAUAUAAAAUUAAUUAGCAAUAAACAUUAUGGAUAAAGGCUGCUAAGUAACUUCUUGCAACUAACAAUCUCUUAUGCUCCAGUAUUUCAGUGAAAUUACAUGACUGUUUUACUCUUUUCUUUCUUGGCCUUUCUGAGAUGGACCUAAUUGGGUGUGGUGGGGAAAGAAUAUCGAUCAUGUAAAAAUGAUUUAAAAGAAAUUAACCAAACAAAAAACCCUCCUCUGUUUGAAUUGCCAUAAGCACUUACUCUGAAUGUCUAUGAAAAUUUUGGGACCUAAACUGUCAGUUUUGUGUAAUUGUUAAGAUAAAAAUGUCAAAGACUCUAAUCUUCCUAGAGUGUAGAAGAAGCUCAGUCCUGUGGCUGAUAAAAUGCAUGCACAAGCUUGUUUGAUAGUCUGAAAAGAUGCAAGUGAUAACCGAAGACAGGAUGGUGGGGAGCUGGAUAGAAGCAGAGACUGAAGUCUUCUAUGUUAUCUGUUGUAUCAGGAUUGUUUAUAUUGAAGAGCAGGGAGAGAAUUCUGGUUUAAAUCGUGUCAGAUCUGAAGUCAGCCACCAAGCGAUACGGGUUUUUUCUUCUAGGCUUAAAUAUUUACACCUAGAUAGUUGGGUUUGUUUGUUUGGGGUUUGUUUUCUUUUUUUUUUUAAGUUAAAAAGAAAACAGCCUUAGGCAGAUAAUUAUAUCCAUUUAAAACUUUUUUCUUCAAAGCAUAAAAGGGGAUCUAAAAUAACUGGAAUGGCACUAUGAUAAAAUUAUUUGGUGACAGCAAUGAAUGGUGCUUGAGCAACCAUGGUGGGGGGAGGUUACACUGCUACACAGUGAUGAGACUCAAACUGACCUAUGAAAGUUUGGCAGACAUACUGAGCAAGUUAUACUUAAAUCUGGAUCUUGUGUUGCAUGAAAUGCUUGGUAUUGGCCAACUUCAAAUAAAGAAUUGAGUGGAAUUAUUUUUUCCAUUUAUCUGGUGGGAGGGGAAAGAUACAGCUCUUAUUGUCUGUCACGAGAUAUCUAAUGGAUAUAAACUUUAACUCCAUUGAUUUAUAGUAGACUUAAUGAAUGACUAAGAGUUCCUAUCUUAAAAAAUAAAGGGUGGGGUAAAAAUCCUAUUGGUGAAUCCUUAAGUCAGUUACAGGAGUAACAAAGGUUUAAGAUUCUACAUGUCUUUGCAAAACUGUCAGCAUACUACUAAUCAAACGAGGCAAGUAUGUGAAUGUAACUACUAGUUUUAAUAUAACAUCUGGUCAGAUAAGCAGGUAAGCAUCCAUUUGAUUACUUAACUUAGACUUGAUUCUGUGGCUGAGUUUGGAAACAUGCUAAGGGAGCAAGGGAAGUCAGUAUUAACUGGUGUAACUUUGUAAACAAGCUAUGAGAAUAGAUACAAGUGACAGACCUGUAUUUAUUUCACACUACCUUUUUAUCUUUAAUUUAAAAAUAAAAAAGACAAGCCUUUCCAUUCACUGUAAAUCAAGAAGUACAAAUUCUCUCCAGAAAGUUGGCUUGAAGAAUCGUAAUUUUUUUUCUGGUUUAUUUUCCUCAGAGAUGGUUUCUGAAGAACUUAAGAAGUGAUUAAUUUAAAUUUUAACUUCCUCAUAAUUUUCAAAUACAAUCAAAAACAUGUACUGGCAUAGUAGUGUUGUAUUUUAAGGGAUUUACUUCUAGUAUAAUUCUUGUCAUGAGAACUCUUUUUAGCAAUUCCUGUACCAAAACUUGUUGCACUUUAAAAAAAGCUCUGUUAGUUAUUUCUUAAAACAGUGGUCCUGAUGUUACAGUGUAAUGGCAUAAUUGGAAAACAAAUUUAAUGUAUUCUGUAUGGUGUUAUUAUAACUUAAGGUAAAGUAAUGUGGAACAUUUAAAUGCAUAAAAAUGUUGGCUAUUUAGCCAUUCUGACCUGGAGAAGAAAAUUAUUUUUAAAUAUGAUGAUUUAAGAGUAAUGAAUUAAUAAAGCCACCAAACCAACUCAAAGAUCUAAAGAUCAAAUAACCAUUCUGAGAGAUUUAAAGGGAAAUGCUUUUACUCAAAGAUGUAGUACCUGACAAAUACUGUGCAAUUCCUCGUGUGGUGAAAAGUCUGUAGAAGCUGAUCCAUAAUUCUACUCACAUUGAUAUUUAGGGGGUAGUUACUUAAUUCUUAGUCUUUUUGAAGUCAAGCAUAACUAUCCUGCAUGGUAUAGCUUUGGCAUUCUUAAUGCACUUCUGAUGUGUGCAUGACCUUGAGAUUAUCAUCGUGGUGUCUAUAUUUUGGAGCUUUAUGUUGGCAGAGUUAAGUACUUGCCUUAGUUGACUUUGCUCCAAAUUGUUAUUGAAGUUAUGCAAGUGAAUAAUUUUUUUUCGUAGUAGUACAUUGCAAAUGUGACUGGGCAUUUUAUAAUGUGUUGUGUAAAGCUAACCCUUUAAGCACUGAAUCUCUGAGGAAUUGAACUGUUAAGGUCUUUAACCAUCUGACCGAAAUGUUGUGCCUUCAUGAUGGGAAGGAUAGUGCUUGGAGGAUUAUGCAAAGACUUCUAGAUUCAGAAAAUAAUAAGAGAAGAAGUGUUAUUUCAUAUUCUGCAGUUAAGGUUUCCCUUUCUUCCCUAUCAUCCACACCCCCCCCCCCCCCCCCCCCCCCGUGUUUUUUUUUUGGUGGUGGUAAUGAGAUGUUUAGUUACAGUUUUGCUUUUCUUCCCACCCCCACAUCUGUAGUGGCACAUCUGUCUGUUCCCACAUAACAUCUUCUGAAAUCAGUCCCAAGUUGUUUCAGAGUUGGGCAGCUAUAUGAAGUUUAACACCAGUUGGACCAGAGUUUGAAAGUUAUGAGCUAAGUAAGUAAAGCAGUAAUUCCUCUUGAGAACUAAAUUUUUUACUUGCCUAUCUAACAGAAUGCCUGAACUCUAGCAAUACUUCCAGGCUUGCUGGUACUUCUGGAAGGGAAGGAUAAGUAAUGUAAGUACAACCAAUGUACUCCAGUGACGGACUACUGCAGCCAGCAAAAUAUUUGUGUGUGCCCUGAUAGUGCCCGAAAAAACCUAGAUCGGUGUUUUGGCUUCAGGAAAGGAGGAAUAAAACUUGAGCCAAAACACAGUUGAAAGGUUGAAAAUGAUAAUUUGAGUAUGGCAAAAACAUCCAAUGUUUGUCUGGAGAAGACCCCUUCAUGUUUUACCUUUAGCUGGGGAAUUCUGGCCAUUACUAGAGGGGUAGUUUGGCAUGGGUUGUUCUGCUGCCCUACAGCUUUUGUCACGUAAGCCUGCUUUUCAGCCUGUGAGCAGGCCUGUGGGACAGGAACAGUUGUCUUCAAGGAGUCUGCAAUUACAGUUGGCAUUUGGUCCUGCAGCAUAGUGUGAGAAUGUUUGGUGGCAGCAACAUAGUGAUCCUCAUGUUGUCCUUUUCCACUAAGUGUCAUAAGGGUCUUACAGCCUGGAUGCGUAUGUCUUUUGGGUGCUGAAACUGCUUUUGCUUUGUAUGGGCAAGGAUAUUUAGUGCCAGACAUGCAAGUGUAUUACUGUGCCUGAAUAAUUUUGGCUCUGACUGUCAGUGAUUUAGUUCUUUUUUUUUUGGUUUUAAGAAAGCAAACGUAACCACUGUUAACAUCCACUGUACAGAGUGUGCAUAUAAUAGCUUGAGAUAUCUAUAGAAAUACUAAUGAGUGAUAACUAUUUUUGUAACUUAAGAAUUGUAAACCGUUGUUCUUGUAACUGUGUAGCAAACAAUCUAUCAACUUAAGCAUGAUAAACACUAAGUCAAGGGGUUUGUGGGAAUGAGUUGUAGGACACAGAAGCUAUCUUAAUGUAAGUUAACUGGGGCAAUGGAUCUUGAUAUUUAGGGGUUCAAAAUCUGGAGUUAGCUUCAUUAUUAAUGUGGUUCUAGACAGGAUUGUUUGACUCAAAGAAUGAUAUUAAAUUUUAUAUUAAAAAAAGCUUGGGUCUUGUAUCUCAUUUUUUUAACUACUUAAUAUAUUUCUCUCCUCCUUCCCCAUCUCCCACAAGUUUUCCCCCUAUCUUCCCAGAAGCUUUCACAUCUUUUCAAUGGUAUGAUUUCAAGGUUUUGAACUAUUGGCAUUCCAUGAUGUAAAAACUUUGCAAUGUACUUUUUUUUUUUCUUGGUACUGUGCUUUAUAUUAAGUCUAUAAUAAACUGGAAUACCUGAAAGCUGA